AAGGAGCGACCGUAGCGACCAGUGAUUUUAAGGAUAAGAUCGUUUAUAGAACAAUCAAAGCUGUUAUAUGAUUCAAUGCCAAAAGCAAAGUACGCAGGGAUGUAUGAUUUUACGUUACCAUCAAUAAUGAUACGGGAUCUUGAACUCAUCAAAGAAAUUGGAAUUAAACAUUUUGACAAUUUUGUGGAUCAUAAACCAUUGGCCAAUCCAGAACUCGAUCCACUUUUUGCAAAAAAUCUCUUUUCUUUACGCGGGAACAAAUGGCGAGAAAUGCGAGCUAUCUUGAGCCCCGCCUUUACGUCGAGCAAAAUGAAAAUGAUGUUUGAGCUAAUGUCCAACUGCGCCAACGAAUUCGCAGAUUUUGUGACAACACAACGUGAUACAAACAUCGUGGAAAUCAGGGAUGCUUUUUCGAGAUAUACGAACGACAUAAUUGCAACUACAGCCUUUGGAAUAAGCAUAAAUUCUAUGAAGGAGCGCGACAAUGAAUUUUAUAAAAUGGGCAAGGACGUGACAACCUUUGGAUUUUUUAACUCUAUGGUAUUCAUGAUAGGCCAGGUAAAUCCGAAAUUGACAAAAUCAUUAAAAUUGAGAAUAAUUAAUCAACGGGUAUCAAACUUCUUCGAAGACAUCAUUACGUCAACUAUUGCUACGACAAUCGCUCAGAAGAUUGAAAGACCAGAUAUGUUGCAAUUAUUGAUACAGGCCAAGGAAUCUGGAAAAGCUGCAGAUUUGACUAUUCAGGAUAUGACUGCGCAAGCAUUUAUAUUUUUCUUUCGUGGAUUCGAUACAGUAUCACUUGCCAUGUGCUUCACUGCUUAUGCAAUUGCUACUAAUCCUGAAGUUCAAGAGAAGCUGCAAAUGGAAAUUGAUCAAGUUCUUAAAAAAUCUAACGGCAAGAUAACUUACGACGAUCUGAAGGAAAUGCAAUAUCUCGAUGCAGUUUUUAAUGAGACACUGAGGAUGUAUUCGCCAGUUGCGGAAUUAAACAGGGAGUGUACAAAAAGUGUUGAACUCCCUCCAGCUACACCAGGCGCGAAGCCAUGUACCGUAAAACCUGUCACUCAAAUAAUUAUUCCCGUUUAUGGCAUUCAUCAUGAUCCCCAAUACUUUCCCGAACCUGAUAAAUUCGAUCCUGAAAGAUUUUUAGACGGUAGUGAGAGAAUGACUCCUUCUGCAUAUUUGCCCUUUGGAAUUGGCCCAAGAAUUUGCAUUGGAAAUAGAUUCGCAAUAAUGGAAUGUAAAUUAGUCCUCUUUCAUUUAUUAAAGAAAUAUAAUUUUAGACCAUGCGAGAAAACAACUGUACCUAUGAAAUUUAGUACAAACAGUGUCCUGCCGGGCCCUGUGAAUGGCUUUUGGAUAAAAAUCGAAUCAAGAAAAUAAAUUAUAUUCGUAUAACUGUA
Molecule: messenger RNA, 1403 nt
Organism: Cephus cinctus (wheat stem sawfly)
Lineage: Eukaryota; Metazoa; Arthropoda; Insecta; Hymenoptera; Cephidae
Product: cytochrome P450 9e2-like
Exons: 1
Coding region: 76-1383 (435 amino acids)
Molecular function (GO): monooxygenase activity; heme binding; oxidoreductase activity, acting on paired donors, with incorporation or reduction of molecular oxygen
Source: RefSeq, a predicted model, not a curated record